Messenger RNA from Spizellomyces punctatus DAOM BR117, 5407 nucleotides. Its product is annotated as AGC protein kinase. Lineage: Eukaryota; Fungi; Chytridiomycota; Chytridiomycetes; Spizellomycetales; Spizellomycetaceae. Gene Ontology annotation, biological process: peptidyl-serine phosphorylation; intracellular signal transduction. Gene Ontology annotation, molecular function: protein serine/threonine kinase activity; ATP binding. Gene Ontology annotation, cellular component: nucleus. The record is from RefSeq and is a predicted model, not a curated record. The transcript has 17 exons. The coding region runs from base 1 to 5304 and encodes 1767 amino acids.
AUGGGUGAAGACCAGCAUAUCCGGCCACGUCCACCGCCUCUGGAAGUUCGUAGCUCUGACCCCAGUUUCCGUCGACGCUACACAUCUACAGCCCACCUUGGUCGCAAUAGAGGAGAAUUCAACAUCCCCCCACCUUCACCGGGAUUAACAGGCGUCAAAGCGGAGCAAAAAAUCCCGGGAACAACUUGUGCUGUGACGGGACUCACAAAUCCAGUUGAUGCAGAACAUGGCCAAAUCACACCACACGACAGAGUUUUUGGCUUUGAGGAUUUGGAAAAGCCAUCGCCAGCGGCCUCUUUAUCUGGAGAGCAAUCUGCAGAUUCAAAUACAGCCUUGGGAUCCGCCGAGUCGCUUACAACGCCGGUUGGUGAUGCACCCAACCCAGCUAGUCGACUGGAGAGACGUUCAUUUUCUGGUCAGGAAAGAUCAGAAUCUUCUGGAUGGAUAAUACCAGGUGGAUCCUUUUCUCUUGAAUCUAGUUCAUUGCAGUACCGCACCAGCAUGGAGCUCCGCUUAGGCAGCAAGGGGGAUGUUGUCGGAUCGCCUUCUUCCAUGGCACUGGACACACGCGGUCGAUCCUACUCAUCAUCGCGCUCAUUUUGGAAGUCGCCUCUCGCAUCGGAUGGAAGCUUUCGGAUGGGGUUAGCGGAAACAACCAGCACAUUCUUGAGGAAACGUGCACCGACGACCGCAAGCGAUGCGUCCUCGAACCCUGAUGCACCCCAUUCCAGAGCUCGAACUCCAUCAGGCACUUCGACAAGUUCCGCUACCCCAUUAUCGGCAUCUAUCACACCCGUUUCCCCUCUAUCAGGACGCAAACGAAACGUCUCUGGGAAUUCACCACUUAAUCUCCUACGGAGAACUAUGUUGGGAGCGGGACCUGCAUCAGAUACUUCAGAGGGCCAGGACUCGGAUGGGUAUGAUUCAGGUGCUUCAACUGCAAGUUUUCCUAUGGUCACCAAGCUAGAAGGUCAACCAGUGGAAGUACCGUCGACGGCACUUCUUGGGGCCCUGGACUUUGAUGUCUCUGCCGCUGUGUUCGAUGAGAAAACGACUGAUUUUGAUGUGUCGCGUUCCCUCGUUCAAGAGCUCGUACACGCCAAAGAGCGGGCCGACAUUGGUGUUCGAUGGAUACUGGACUCCUGGUAUGAAUCCAUCGACAAUGGCACGACUGAGGCACUGCUCAACUAUAAAAUGUCGUCGGUCAUCAACAUAUCCAAAAGUAAAAUGGGAUACACUCCACCGUCUGAACCCAGAGGUGAACCCUUUUCAGUUACAGAUUCCUCUGCAGAGCUGAAAGCCCAUCCACCACAUUCCAAUACAAAGACCGAAAAUGGACAAAGAAGAAAGACGAGUACCGGUGAGCCAUGGUUGACGACUGGAGGGAUAUCAAUCGAUCCAUCAGGAGUCAAACACAGGAGACGAUAUUUAACUCACUCUAGCAGCUGGCCACCGUCCGUGCUGGCACCUCCCCACGAAAUGCUUCUUUCUCGCGUGGAGAAUAUUGCAAAAACCAUCCUCCAGACACCAGUGACUGCCAUGAUUCAUACAAAUAUUGCUGGCGACAUAAUGCAGACGCUGCAAAGUUUAAUGGAGGAGCAGCGAAGAAUGGUGGUAGCAAACUCUGCUGUUGAAGACCUGCUUGCCAAAUUUCAGUUCACAUUUGCGCCAGUUUCACGUUUAGCAGAGUCCUUGAACCAAUAUGCACGAGUUCUCCGGACAGCGUCAGGUCUCGAAGGACUGGCUGAGACUCCUCCUCAACCUCGACGGACAAGAUCUCGUGGAUCAUCAUCACUGCUACUUAGUCCAACACAAGAUGGAAGUGCGCUCCCGCAGGUGUCGAAUAAUCGCAUUGAGGCGGCGUCUGCAUUCGCCUCAACAGCGAUAUCUCCAGGUAAAGAAUCUCCCGAAGAGGCUCCGAAGGAGCUGGGAGCGGCGACGGUUAGCAGCAGAGAGGUCCAGCAGUCGAAGAACAUCAAGUCUGCUAGGGAUCCGGGGGUCGCACCAGGGGGUUCUGUGGUAGUCGAUGCAAAUGGAGCCACCGAGCACAUUCCUUUGCUCCAUGUUGAGCCAACAAGUCCCUGGAAACGGGAGGAAAGAACAACAGAACCCAAUAGCCCCAUUCAGGGACGUGCUGUUAGUUGUGUAAUGCCGACAAACACAGCGCUGGGCGCACCGUCAUUGCAGUAUGCAGCAAGUGCUCAUGAUCUCAGAGAGGAUACGAGAUUAGUGAUGGUACAGAAGCAUGAAAAGCCUUCGACGGGAAGUCAACCAGAUAUCUUUACGGAACAAGACAAGGAGCGAAGCCCGAGAUUGAGCAAGCACCUCAAGAAGAAACCGGUCGUCUCGUUCCUGAAAUCCAUCAGACAAGCAUUUUCCGGAACUGCUUCCGCUUCGGCACCUCAGAGCCCGUCAGAGUCAACUGCAGAUCUGAAAGCUCAUGGAAAGUUCAAGUCUUCCACGCCAACUACAAGCAUGCCGUCUUUGUUAACCGGUGCUAAGGGUCACCCGCCAAGCACACCUGUUACUCCCUCCUGUCGAACAUCGUCGGCAGAUUCGAUAAAAGGAUUUACAGAAUCGGCUUCAGAUCUCUUCAAACCCCGUUCGACAGAAUCCAUUGAGAAAUCACGCGUUUCAGACGAGAAAUCCAAAGAGCGUGAUAGACACGAAGGUGAAAGCGAUGAUAGGGAGCGCCGACCCACCAGAGAGCGAGAACGAGCUGCCACCACCGGCAAUGCAUCUCCAUCUAAAGGAGGGAAAGAUGUCGCUCUUCUCUGUCGCAUCUGUGAGGAAUACGUUCCUGCAAGAGUAAUUGACGAACAUUCCAAGAUCUGCGCUGUGCAGCAGGAGUUUCAUUUGAAGAGUUGGAAUUGCGACAUGAAACUUCGCAAACAUGCUGCCAUUUUAGAGGCCAAAAAGGAGCUUCUGGACGUGGAGGAUUUUGAAGACUGGACCGACUGGCAGCGCUUACGGAAAAUCUGUGAGACCAUUGGAGAGAAAGCUGUAAAGAUCGCAGCCGCAACAGAACACGGUGGAAAAAAGACAGUUGGGAAACUGGAAAGAUGCAUUGCGAGAUUCAAGCGUUACGUGGAGGAGGGGGAAAAGUAUCCCGAUCAUGCUGAUAUAUUUAUGGUCGUCAAGACCGUCCUUGAAGUGACGGAAGAAAAGGUCAAGGCGCUUCGAGUCUGCCUUGAACGCUUACGGAGUGUCGGACCGUCUCCCACUGCACCAGUUGCGAAGGCCCCCAGUGCCAUUCAUGUGGAGCGUGCCACUUCGACCAUCUCAUCCGCGACAGAGUCUGCCAUAUCAUUAGCGCCUACGUCUACCACCAUGGAUAGCCGACGAACAAGCAAGGCGCCUCCGAGCACCCUACGGAGGACGCUGAGUAAUGAUAGCAGUAUUAGUGCUCAGAGCACCGCUGUUCCUUCAGAUAUGGAGACACGACAACGUGAGCCAAGUACUGGCAGUAGUGGAAAGCGCUUCAUGUCCAUCUUUAGCGCACUAUUGCGCGGCGGCAAGGAACACCGUCGCACGUCAAGCGUCAAUUCUAUAGGGGCCGACAUAAACGAGCGGCGUCAUAAGAUUCCUUCUAUCCGUGACUUUGAAAUCAUCAAGCCCAUAAGUCGCGGCGCAUUUGGGAAGGUAUACCUGGCACGGAAGCGAACUACUCAAGAUCUCUACGCGAUCAAGAUAUUGAAAAAACAAGAUAUGAUUCGCAAAAACAUGGUUUCUCAUGUGCUGGCGGAGAGGAACGUGCUAGCAUUGUCUCGAAACCAUUUUGUUGUGAAGCUGUAUUAUGCAUUUCAGAGUAGAGAGUAUCUAUAUCUGGUCAUGGAGUACCUGAUUGGAGGGGAUUUGAGCUCAUUGCUUGCGGCUUUCGGAACGUUUGAAGAGCCAAUGGCGCGAAUGUACGGUGCAGAGGUAGCGUUGGCGCUCGAUUACCUGCAUACAAAUGGAAUUCGGCAUAGAGACUUAAAACCGGACAAUAUCUUGAUCAAUGAAGAGGGUCAUAUCAAGUUGACGGAUUUUGGAUUGUCGCGUAUCAUGAUUCCUGAACAAGAUCUCGCGCCUGGUAGUCCAGAGCAAAUGAUGGGGCACCUGAACACCCUAUCUCGGCGCAACAAAGGCACAGUAAAUCGCCCACCGCUCGCCAAUUCCCCGAAUACACCCGAUACGACCUCGACGCCAAUCGGUCGGGUAUCUACUGUCAAGUCACAGCAGAGACGAAACAGCCGACUAGUCCGGCGACAAAAUUCGAGUAAGGCACUAUUAGGGACACCAGAUUACCUGGCCCCUGAGCUGUUGCUUGGUCUCGGGCAUGGUCCGGAAGUGGACUGGUGGGCGCUGGGAAUCUGCAUGUUUGAAUGGAUUGUGGGCUUUCCCCCGUUCACUGAUGACACCCCGGAGGCGAUUUUUAGGAAUAUUCUGGAUGGAGAGAUCGAGUGGCCGGAAGACGGGAUAUCACCGGAAGCGAAAGAUCUUAUCCACCGGCUACUGAAUCCGGAUCCAAAGCUCCGGCUGCAGGCAGAAGGGGUCAAAAGCCAUCCAUUCUUUUCUGGAGUUGAAUGGGAUAAAGUACGAGAACAACCAGCACCGUUUAUCCCUGCGCCCGUCGAUACAACGGAUACAAGCUAUUUUGAUGUUCGUAAUGAGCGUGCAGAUAUCAGAAAACUCUCACAACACAGCAUGCACAUCCCAUCAGUACCACCGGAGAGCCGUGAACUCGAUUGCGGGUCUCCUAAUCAAUCUGGUGGCGAAUUCCCUAUCAGUCCGAUCGGUGCCGAUGCCACAAGGGCGUUACAAUCUGACAGCGCACCCAUAUCCAUGCUCUCGCUCGAAUUUUCCAGAAAGGCAAGCGGCGCUCUUCCCCGCCACGACUCAACUCUUUCGUAUUAUCGAGACGUGAGCGAAGCCGAUAUGCUGGCUCGAGGUAGCCGUCCGAGCGGUCAGCGCCGCCGCCCUGCGCGAUUUAACGACAUUUCCCGCGACUUCAGCGCGGUGUCCUUGGAUGCAGACUUCCAGGAAUUCACCUUCAAAAAUGUGCAUGGCUUAGAAGAACAUAAUCGGGGGAUGAGGGAAAAGGUAAAACAGCAAGAAUUGGAGGAUGACAUUGGCCAGGAAGAUCCAGGUGCCUCUCCGUCAAGAACACGAAACAGUAGCGGUCGGAACAGUCUAGUCGAGAGACUUGUGGCGGGGUAUAAACCAUCGCAGGAGGCAGGGCUUGUAAUUGGACCAGCUGGAGGGCUCGGACCGAAUGUACCUGUUGGCAGUACUGGACUUUCCACCCAAUGCAGCGAGAAGUAAGCAUUUGGUUAGAAAUAGGAUCGGUUCUUGUGUAAAUAUUGAGGUUUUUAUCUCACUGUAUAAAGCAAAUGUUGAUAGUUUUUGAAAAGAAUGUUCACUCCGC